GCAAAAACCAAAUUCAUUUCUUUUCUUCUGGUAAGGUAAGCCCAAAUUCGUUGGACUUGGUGACAAAACCUCACCAUAACUUCCCAAUCGAGUUCCUGCUCAAUCAAAUGAGUCAUGCUCAGCCCAGAUCAGCGCCCCCAGUCCCCUCCCCACCUAAGUAGCUUCAUCAUUCUUUGGCUAGGGGAGGAAAAAAAUAAAAAAAAAAGAAGCAUGAAAAUUUGCACCGCUACUUUAGUAUAAAUUGCAAACCACUAGGAUCCUCAUUUUUAGCGAAUCAUCUAUUUCUACGUUCUCGUAAUUCUCAAAUUUUCCGCACUUUCCAACUUCUUUUGAACAUGGCAGAGUCUGAUGGAAAAACCUCAACUUCAAUUGAUGGCAACACUCUUGUGGCCAUGUGCCUGGCACGGGCCGGGGUGGACAAGAUGUUCGGAGUUGUGGGUAUCCCCGUAACCUCCCUAGCCAACCGGGCCGUGGCUCUCGGAAUCCGCUUCGUCGCUUUCCACAACGAGCAGUCCGCCGGCUAUGCUGCCUCUGCUUACGGCUACCUCACCGGCCGUCCCGGUAUCCUUCUCACUGUUUCCGGCCCCGGCUGCGUUCAUGGAUUGGCUGGUCUCUCCAACGCCGGCGUCAACGCCUGGCCCAUGGUCUUGAUUUCCGGCUCGUGUGAUCAGAAGGAUUUCGGCCGUGGUGACUUCCAGGAGCUCGACCAAAUUGCCGCUGUUGAACCCUUUUCCAAGUACUCGGUGAAAGCCACUGAUAUUACUAAAAUCCCUACCGUUGUUUUCGAGGUUCUUGAUCGAGCUGGUUCGGGUCGCCCCGGCGGGUGCUAUUUGGACCUCCCCACUGAUGUGCUUCACCAGAGUGUUGCUGAUUCCGAGGCCCAGAAAUUGAUUGAUGAAGCUGAGAAUAGUAGGAAAAAAGAGCUGAUUGCCAAGCCCUUAGUUAAGAAUUCAGAGAUUGAAAAGGCGGUUGCUUUAUUGAGGAAAGCAGAGAGGCCUUUGAUCGUGUUUGGAAAAGGGGCUGCAUAUGCUAGAGCCGAAAAUGCAUUGAAAAAGCUAGUUGAAAGUACUGGAAUUCCCUUCUUACCGACUCCUAUGGGGAAAGGUUUAUUGUCUGAUACUCACGAGUUAGCUGCCACUGCUGCCAGGUCACUGGCAAUUGGGAAAUGUGAUGUGGCGUUGGUUGUUGGAGCAAGGCUUAAUUGGUUAUUGCAUUUUGGGGAGCCACCAAAGUGGUCCAAAGAUGUGAAGUUUAUCUUAGUGGACAUAGAUAAGGAUGAGAUUGAACUAAGGAAGCCUAGUGUGGGAUUGGUAGGAGAUGCCAAAGAUGCUGUGGAAAGGAUAUACGAGGAGAUCAAAGAUGAACCUUUUUGUUUAGGAAAGUCUCACCCUUGGGUUGAGGCCAUAGCAAAGAAGGUUAAGGAGAAUGUGUCAAAAAUGGAGGUUCAGUUGGCGAAGGAUGUUGUUCCAUUUAAUUAUAUGACACCAUUAAGGAUUAUUAGGGAUGCAAUUCUUGGAUUGGGUAGUCCUGCUCCAAUUUUAGUUUCUGAGGGGGCAAAUACUAUGGAUGUUGGCAGGGCAGUGUUGGUUCAGACAGAACCAAGGACUAGGUUGGACGCAGGGACGUGGGGGACAAUGGGGGUUGGUCUGGGAUAUUGCAUUGCUGCUGCUGUGGCAUCGCCUGAUCGGCUUGUUGUGGCUGUUGAAGGGGACUCUGGAUUUGGUUUCAGUGCAAUGGAAGUUGAGACCUUGGUUAGAUAUCAGUUACCUGUAGUCAUUAUAGUUUUCAAUAAUGGUGGGGUUUACGGUGGUGAUCGAAGGAGUCCUGAAGAAAUCACAGGGCCUCACAAAGAUGACCCAGCACCCACGUCUUUUGUUCCCGGAGCAGGUUAUCAUGUUCUAACGGAAGCUUUUGGGGGGAAAGGUUAUCUCGUUCAGACGCCUGAUGAACUCAAAUCUGCACUUGCUGAAUCUUUUUCGGCACGGAAACCUGCAGUGUUAAAUGUCAUACUUGAUCCAUAUGCGGGUUCAGAAAGUGGAAGGUUGCAGCACAAAAACUGAGGUAUAACCAGAAUGCAUGACCUAAUAAGCAGUACCUAAAUUCUUAUUUGAUAAAACAUAUGGAUGUUUGUUUUGUUCUUUUACGUAAACUUUCCAAAGUGAUCUGCUCAGGUGUUUUCUCCGACUCAAAUGAGGAAAGUUAGUGCUGUCGCUAUAGUGUAUUCUUAUCAUGUGGUAACAAAUUGCACUUAAUGCUUUUAUCCUUUUAAUAUCUAAAUACACGUGCAAGUAGAAAGAGCAUCCUCUGCUACAAGCCUACAUGCUCAUUGCAUGAGGGUUGCUGAUUUACCAAAUGUCGGGUCGAAGAAGCAGCUGGUAUCCCUGUCUUGUUUUGUUUGAACAAGAAAGUUAAGAGAGCCAGCAGCUUCAACAUUUUGAAGACAUCAGUGGCAGGUUUUCAGGACUACCAUUAGCUUGUAUGGAAUAGUGUAGAUAGUUUUUCUUGGAAUGGUUGUUGAGUUCUUUUGCAAUUAUGUGCUUGCUUUUCAUCUGCACGAGAGAAGAAAACAUGCACUCCGGUCGGGAACUGUAUCAUUACUUGUUUUGAGUAGAUUAGGUAUAGUUUCUGCAACUUUGAUCAAUGAGUAGGAAAAUUGCUGUAGGAAUUUGCAUUUGGGAAUCACUCUAUGGAUCUGAGACUCGGCAUAUAAGGAUUCAGGCCUUAAAGGUAAUAAUGUUGAUUGCUGCACAUACCUGCGCAGUAUUUUCCUCUUUU
Coffea arabica (coffee) is the source of this 2775-nucleotide messenger RNA. The record is from RefSeq and is a predicted model, not a curated record. Lineage: Eukaryota; Viridiplantae; Streptophyta; Magnoliopsida; Gentianales; Rubiaceae.